Ceraceosorus guamensis is the source of this 1767-nucleotide messenger RNA. RefSeq lists its product as hypothetical. The record is from RefSeq and is a predicted model, not a curated record. Lineage: Eukaryota; Fungi; Basidiomycota; Exobasidiomycetes; Ceraceosorales; Ceraceosoraceae. The coding region runs from base 99 to 1733 and encodes 544 amino acids. The transcript is spliced from 2 exons.
CGUCAUCGUCUUUUCGCACAAUGGCAAAUUGUCGCAAUUCUGCAGCGGCGACAUCGAUAGGGUGCUGCUUCGAUAUACAGAUGUGACACAACGGUCCAAUGGACCACAAGGGACCCGACUUUUUCUUCAGAAAAGCUGCAGAAGCUGAUUCGGACGACGACGAAGAUGAGGAAGAGGAAGACCUGAAACCCAUGAAUGCUCGCAGGCGAGAUGAUGCUGACGACGAUGGCGGUGACAGAGGAGGAGGAGGAGGGGGAGGAGGUCUAGCAGGUGGAGGUGCGGGCCCAUCGAAUGGACACGAUGCUGGCACUCUGAAUGGCACUCCGUCUGCAGCGGGAUCGGGACAAAAGCGCAAAUCUUCCGGCGCAAGCAGAGGAUCAGGUAAGAAGGGCAAGCAAGCUGCCGAUGCAGGCGGAGCGUCGGGCGCGGCAGAGGCGUCUGGCUCGCUCAUGCCUGCACCUCUUGCUGGAGGGAAGGAACGUGUGAGGGCUGCCAUCAUGUCACGCAAAGGCUCAAAGGACGGCCUUGGCAAAGCGGAAGAAUCCACGUCGAGCAGCAGCCCCGCCAAUUCCAGCCCCGUCGCUCCCUCCUCUUCCACAAGUACUGGUGCGCGUCACAUGAUGCCGAAUCGGACAGCCUCACAACCUUUUGCUUUCAACCUCGACGCUUCGGGCCAAUUCUCGCAAUCCGAGUCCGUUUCGCGGCCCAGCACUGGCAACCCAUCGUCGCACAGCGCAGGUGUGAAUGGGCCUAGCUACGGAGAAUUGGCUGCUGGCAGACCGGCAACCGCCAACGCCGCUUUCGGAUCUGGCUACCCUCAUGCCGCAGCAGCUGCUGCGUAUGGAGUCAACAUGGCCCGUCCCAUGCCUCCUCUGAAUCCCCUGCUCCAAGCUCAUCCACAAGCGGCGCACUACGAGCGCCAAAGGAUGGAGCAGAUGAGGGGUCAUCGUCACAGCCACAGCGCUGCGCAGGACUCUGCAAAGAUGCAAAACGCCUCACCUUACCUCGCAUCUGGCCCCUCGCCCUCUGCUUCCUCAUCGUCAUCCUCGACAGACGCGUUGACUGGCCAAUUGGGUCCCUAUCCUACCCUCGGACCAGUGGCCUAUCAUAACGCCCCAGCUCAAACGCGCAUGCACGGACAACAAGCGCCCCCUCCCUACCCUCACGCCGAGAGGUCUGUAAGCGACAACGUCUUUUCCGCAUCGGCCACAAACGAUGGCGCUUUCAAGCCACCGAUGAGGAAAAGCCAAACAGCCCUCUUCCCUGCUCAACACCAGCACCAGCAGCACGCAGCAGCAUCAUCAGGACCGAUUUUGGACGACAGCGGAAUCAAUGCGCUCUUGGCGCAAGCUCUAUCGACGUCCGAAAAGGUGGGCAGUGUUCAUGGGCACACGGGUGCCGGCGUGCAUGCUGCGAGUGGCGGAUUGCAGCACUUGGACGGUCUGCACGCUGCGCACACUGCUGGCACGGACGAGUACGCGUUGCUGAGCGCUCUGCAAGGUCAAGCUCAGGCAGCAGGUCCAGCUGGUGCUGCACACGGCCACGGUCACGGCCACGGCCAUGUGUCCGCCCAAGUCACGUUGCCGCACGAUCCCAUGCACCCAUCCCUGGCCGCUCCUUUUCACUAUCGCCACCACCACCACCACUCCCACUCCUCCCUUCACCAUCCAAAUCAAAAUCAGCAGCAGCAGCAGCAACAGCACGUGGGUCUGCCUUAUUUCAACACUGGCUAGAGUCAAGUGUGUCGCCGCCGCCGCCGCCGCCGCC